This is a messenger RNA of Caenorhabditis bovis, 1224 nucleotides long. The record is from the annotation of a GenBank genome assembly. Lineage: Eukaryota; Metazoa; Nematoda; Chromadorea; Rhabditida; Rhabditidae.
AUGGGUCAUAACUAUGCUCGAAGGCCAGUAUUUCAACGGUAUCCGAACGCUUCAUACGGAGUUCGCUCAAAUAGGGAACCUCAAGCGGAAGUAUUGGAUGUGUCAACAGAUGAAACUGUUGAAGAAAAAGAAACUUCCCGUAAAAGGAAGUUAUCGAAUUCUGAAGCGGCGAGUACUGUGCUGCCGCCUUCUCAGAAUCCAAAAAGAACAUUUCCCCGUAAAAAGGUAUCAAAGAAAAUUCCGUACGGUUGUCCACCGUGGUGCAUUGCCGAAAAAAGAAAGGACUGUAAUGACGAUUGCAUUGUGAUAUCGGACGACUCACCCGAAAUCGCCGAAUCAGAGCCACCAAAAGUGCAACAGGAAACUAACGAAAUUGGCGAGAUCGUUUUUGUUGAAGAAGUGAGAAAAAAUUCUGCGCAUAAAAUGCCUUCAACUUCAUCCGUUGGAUCAUCUUGUGGCUCACCAACUUCAGACACUCUGAACUACUCGAAUAUGCUAAUAUCGCAUAAUCGACAAGAGUUGCCUAAUGAUGGAUAUUCAUUGGAUUGUGCCACAGUUCCAGGAAGUACUCGACGUGUCUUUGUGGACGUGCAGAAUGCAAACGUGGGUACGGAAAAUGGAGCGAACACUUAUUCGGAUUUUACUGUCUGCUCUUAUAAUGUUUUGUGUCAGGACACAAUUACAAGAACGCAGUACUUGUAUGGACAUCUGAAAUAUUUUCGAAAUUUGAUUGUUUGGUCACAUCGAUGGAAGAAAAUGGAAAAAGAAAUAUUAUCGAUUGAUGCUGAUAUUUUUGGAAUGCAAGAAAAAUGUGGAAUGGAUGGGCUCAAGCAAGAUGGGUGCGCUAUUUUUUACAAAAAUGAAAAAUUCAGUGAACUUUACUAUCGUGAAGUAGACUAUUUUGUAGCUUGUCAAACAACGCUAGAUAGGGAACAAAUCGCUCAAAUUGUUGUUUUACGUUGCAAGGCAACCAAUGAAGUUCUCAUUAUUGCAAACACUCAUUUAAUUUUUAACGAAAACCGCGGAGAUGUGAAACUAGCACAGCUGGCAAAAUUGUUCGCGAAUAUUCAUGAAGUAUCUGAGAAAUUUCGCGAUAGCAGCCCUUCCCUUAUUAUACUCGGUGAUUUCAAUAUUGAGCCGAACAGCUUGAUCUACAAAUAUAUUGUCACUGGAUGGUAUAGUUUAAUGUUGUUCGAGCAAAUGUCGGAAGUUAUUUUGAGCUAA